UGUUUUAAAUGUCGUUCUGCCGUUCUUGUACCGCUAAGUUAACUCUUAAACAGUGUGUAGUGUUAAUUUAUUGUACAAAAACGUGUGCAGUGCGCUUUCUCCGCUAAGUUCGUUGAGUUGAUUUAUUUCCUCCGGCUUCGCGUCGAGGUUUUGAGACAGGACUCUUGAAUACGUUGAGGCAAGAUUUGCUUUACAUUUUGAAAGAGGACUUUUACUGUCAACAUUUGUGUUGUGUGGUGUGCAAUCAUGUCACAGAAACUUUGCUGCGUGCCUGGUUGUGUGGAAAGUGGAGAUACACAUCCGGUGCUACAUCUCUUUCCCAACCCCGACAAGUACCCAGAUCGAUUUAGAUCAUGGGUAAUGGCUGUUGGAGGAGAUAUAUUGGGCCUGCGUAAUCUGUACAUCUAUGCCAAUCGCAGAGUUUGUCAUCGACAUUUUGAAAUUAAUGAUUGCUGUCGAUACAACAAAUUGACCCGAUCAGCUAUACCAAGAAAGCAUCUAUGGGAUUUGCACAAGGUACCUCAGUUUACUAUAAGAGACCGGAGACACCUCAGUGCUGUUGAGAAUAAACCUUCAACAUCUACAGACACCAGUGCACUUUUUGGCCCAGUAUUUAAUAUGAGUCAUCAUCUCUUCCAAGAAAGUAUGCCCUCAAUUACUAAAGAUAUUGGAAACAAAGAAAAUGUGGCACAUUCAUCACUCCAGGCAAAUGUUGCUAGUGUUACAAAGCCUACUACUAUGGACAUUGAAUACAACAUUUGUAUCUCAGAUGUACAGAUGCCUACACAAAAGCCAUCAAGCACUACCAAUCCACUAGAACAAAUGAUAACAGAACCGGUUGUGGUUGAACAUAAAUCAACUGAAAAUACCUCAGUUAGAAAAAUAGUAAAUUUAUCAGCUCAACCUAUGAAAAGGCUACGAAAAAGAGUACCGGUAUCAAAACAGGAAGAAAAAUUAUACAAAAAAUUAAGAAACAUGCAAAUAAAAUUAAGCAAGUGCCGCAAUAAAUAUAAAAAGUAUGCAGCUUCAGUUAGAAUGUCCAGCAAUGUGAUGACGAACCAGUCGUUUCUGAAAACUAUCGAAAAUAUGACAAGUGCAGGAAGGAUAUUAACAUUACUGCAAUUUCGGGAGAUACAAAAAAAAUCCAAAGGUCGCAGAUUCACCCUCAAAGAAAAAAUAACAUCUUUGUUUUUAUACAAAAAAAGCCCCAAAGCUUAUAGAUUACUUAGGAAAAUCCUUAUUCUCCCAGCACCACAAACUUUAGAAAAACUAGUAAGGAAAGCAGUAAUCACACCAGGAAUAAAUGAAAAAGUAUUUCAUCAAUUAAAAAAUAAAUCUAAAACAAUGAAGAAGGAAGAUACAUAUUGCGUCUUGUUAUUUGAUGAGGUUUCUUUACAAGCCAAUGUAAAUUAUAAUGAAACCCAAGACAAAAUAUAUGGUGUUGUUGUAGAUGGAAAUAUAACAAAGUUUGCCAACCAUGCUACUGUAUUCAUGAUUAGGGGGUUAAUAAAAAAUUAUAAGCAACCUAUUGCUUAUACGUUUUGUAAUGGAGCCACAAAAGCAACUGUUUUAAAAGAUUUUAUAAAAGAAAUUAUCAGUAAAUUGCAAGAAGCUGGCUUCCAAGUCAUUGCGACAGUGUGUGACCAAGGCACCAACAACCAAAAAGCCAUAAAAAGCCUUAUUGAAGACAAACGUCAAAAUUUGUUGGUAGCCGGGACUGAAUUAAAAAGGAAUACUUUUGAUGUGAAUGGAAACGAAAUAAUACCACUAUAUGAUCCCCCUCACCUGUUGAAGGGGAUCAGGAAUAACUUAAUAAACAAAAAUUUGAAGUAUGUCAAUGAAGACAAAAAGAUAUGCGUGGCCAAAUGGGAACAUCUUCGCUUGUUACAUGCAGAAAACCCAGCUUACAAAGGGAUAAGAUUGAUACCAAAAUUGACUGACCAACAUAUAAUUCCCGAGAAGAUGGGGAAAAUGAGGGUGAAAUUUGCCACUCAAGUUUUCAGCCAAACUGUUUCUUCAAAUAUGGGCUAUCUGGCAGAUAAAGGCCUUCUGCCCACCGAGUGCAAAGAUACAGCAGAUGUAUUACUACUGUUUGACAAAUUAUUUGACAGCAUGAAUGGGAGUUAUGCAAAAAAGACCAAGUAUGGAAAACAAUAUUUAAAACCAUUAACGCCAAAUUCAGCCCAUAUUAAGUUAUGGCAUGAAGCCAAAAAAAUAAAAAAUCUAUGAGAUUUGUAACUAAUGAUGGUAAAUCCACAAAUACACCGUCACUGACAAAUUUUGUGUGGACAAUUGAAGGUCUGGAAUAUUUAAUAAAAAAAUUAUCACAAGAACAUAAAAUCACUUCAAUUUGGACUCGCCAUUUGAACCAGGAUCCCCUUGAAAACUUUUUUGGAUCUAUUAGAAGUCAUGGCUGCAGGAAUAAUAACCCAAGUCCUGCUGCAUUCCAGUCGUCAUUUACUGCGCUCAUGAUUAAUAAUUUAAAAAGUAUUCAUGCAGUUGGUUCAAACUGUGAAGAGGAUUUUUGUGAAUCUUUACAGUCCUAUAUACUAGGUCCUAGUGACAAAACCGACCAACCAGUUCAGGAAUUAAAUAUGGAACACCUCAUAAUAAACCCAUCCCCUAUUGUGGAAAAAAAAAGACGAUGUAAAGGGGAUGGCGUCAUUAACAUAUGUAAGUGGGUUUAUAUUAAAAAUAUGCAAAAAAAGAAUUUUUAAAAAUUGUAGAACCUGUAAUGAUUCAUUAUUGAAUAAAAAUAAAGACAAUGAAUAUUUGAGGUACAGAGAAUAUUCUGAGCGUGGUUGGUUGUGUUACCCAAAUGAAAGUUUUCUAUAUAUAAUAUCACAAAUUCAGGACAUAUUCCAUAUUAUUAUUCAAGAUAAUUUCUCAA
Molecule: messenger RNA, 2890 nt
Organism: Chilo suppressalis (striped riceborer)
Lineage: Eukaryota; Metazoa; Arthropoda; Insecta; Lepidoptera; Crambidae
Source: the annotation of a GenBank genome assembly